Daktulosphaira vitifoliae (grape phylloxera) is the source of this 1509-nucleotide messenger RNA. RefSeq lists its product as uncharacterized. The transcript is spliced from 5 exons. Lineage: Eukaryota; Metazoa; Arthropoda; Insecta; Hemiptera; Phylloxeridae. The record is from RefSeq and is a predicted model, not a curated record. The coding region runs from base 132 to 836 and encodes 234 amino acids.
UUACAAGAGCGCUGUCUACUCUUGUUGCUUUACAAAUAUCAUUCUCUAGUGUAGACAUCCACAAAGUUAAUUCAACAAAAACUUUAUAAGAAAUAAGUUAAUAUAAAAUAAAACAUCGUUCUUUGCGUACAAUGCUAAAAUAUUGUGGAAUUUAUUGUGUAAUUAUUUUUUACAAGUACUGUCAUGGCGAAGUUUUAAAUUUAGAAAAUAAUUUCCCAUGCAAAAAUAGUCUGGAAACAUGUUUAGGACAUGUUUCUUAUAUAGUCGACAACUCAGGACUGAAUGGUAUACCUAAAUCAAAGAGUGAUAUUGACGUAGUUUGCAAAGGUUUCAAAAUUGGAAUGAAGUGUCUUGAUGAUUAUUCAAGACAGUGUUUAACAGAAGAACAGAAAAACCUUAUUAAUGAUCAUAUUAUGGGUGCCAAAUACACUUUCAAAUUUUUAUGCGAUGAUAUCAAAUUUCAAAAUGAUUAUUUAAAAUACACCGACUGUUACCGAGUAAUAAAUUCUGAUUGGGAUGAAUGUACAACCAAAUUCACGUCUCUUAUCAGAGAAACAAUGUAUAGCAACUAUUCUGAAGAAAUCAAAGUGAUUGAUCUAUGUUGUGCAAAGCAUGGAUUUUUGAGCUGUGUAUACACUUCUAGUAAGAUAAAGUGCGGAUUAAAAGAAGCAGUUUUUAUACAAAAAAUUGCUGAUACUUUAUCUGAUAAUAAAUUAGUAUCACCUGUAUGCCGUCACAUUAGGUUAGGCCAUUGCAGUAGUUCUUCUCAUAUACAAUAUACAAUUUUAAUUAUAACAUUUAGCUUAUUAAUAAUUAUUUUAAAUAAUAAAACAUGAAAAAUUUAUAUAAAAAUAAUACAGCAUAAUUUAUUCUUAAAUUAUUUUACAAAUGGGUAUAAUUGUAAGUUUCUUUUUAAAAAAUAUACAUUUUACAUAUUACACAAUACAAUAGAUGUUUAAGAAAUAAUUUUUUAUUUAUGCAUUAUGAUUUUUACCAACUGGUAAUAAUUGAAAUUCAUCUUGACCUUUAUAAUUUUUAUUUACUCCUAUCAAUAAUGCUGCAAGCCCAUACAACAGCGACAAGAAUAUAGCUAAUGAUUGAACAAUUACGUAGUGUGAUAUUGACAUUCCAAUAUCCAGCCAACUACCAGUAUUUUUAAUGAAAAAUAAAAAGUGAAGACCCAUAACAUUUGACAAAGCCAACAUCAAAGAAAAUACGUUUGAAGGUGGUAUCUAAAUUGAAACAAAUUAAACUUUUUAAAUUAUUCAUAUCAAAAUUUAAAUUUUUAAUGAAAAAAUUUUUAUUUUUCUUACAAACCUUUAAUUUGACACAAGUUAUGUAAAAUGUACAACAAGUCAACAUAAUUGGUACUAUAAUUUUAAACAGAACUAACCCAAAUAUAGUAAAUGGUGAAAAUACUGAAACAAAACACUGUCCAAUUGAUGGAUCAAAUGAAUUAAUGGAUGCUAUAUUACCAGUACCAAAAAAAGAUCCAAAACUAAACAACAG